This is a messenger RNA of Trypanosoma cruzi, 987 nucleotides long. RefSeq lists its product as uncharacterized. Bases 1 to 987 code for a protein of 328 amino acids. Lineage: Eukaryota; Euglenozoa; Kinetoplastea; Trypanosomatida; Trypanosomatidae. The record is from RefSeq and is a predicted model, not a curated record. The transcript has a single exon.
AUGGAGCUUGCAAACGCCUUGACGGCGGCACCGACGCCGAUUGUGCGGGCAAUUUUUCUUAUGAUGUCUGCGAUGCAUGGCGGCGACGCUGGCGACAGGAAGCGAUGGACAUGUUGCCACGCCAAUGGAACGACGGCGGAGAAUCUCAGCGCGACAGAGGGAUGGCAGACACUGCGUAAAGAAAGCGAAAGAACACCGUCCAUGGUAGAGAUGCACUAUCGCGUGGGCGACACGGGUGACAAUAAUGUGAAGGUAAAGUGGGUUCCUAUGGACGAUACGCAUUUGGUGCUGAUCCUUCAGAACGAAAGCAGCACUUCCGAGUUGCGACAGCCCGUGAGCAUUUCAAUUUGCACAGAAGAAGAGCCGCUUGUGUCUUAUUUACGUGGAUCAAUCGAGUGGACAGUGGAAAAGGCGGAGACGGCCGUCACACAACUUCGGCCAGCGCUAUACGACAGCAUUAAAGAGCAGCAACAGCGCUCCUGCAGCAGCAACAAGAACAACAACAAUAACGGUGGUGGUGGGGGCGGAAAUGAAACGAUGGGUUUUACAACACAAACACAGCGGCAGGGAUAUGAGAGUCGUCAGGAGUAUAUUCCUGACGCACCUUUUCUCGCGGAGCCUCGGGGUGUUACCAAACCGCUUUUUGCAGAAAUGGGGCCGAGACCGCCCGGCUUUCGUUACGGUGAAGGCGACUUGGUGCCUGGCGGCAGCCUCUCUCCGGAGGGUGUCUCGGGUGGUGGGAUGAAGCUUGACCCCAAGGCCUUCCACGGCACUGGGGCCAUUCCUUGCCGCUAUGACCCGAUGUUUCCUGGUGAUGUGCCGCGUGGGGGCGGUAUGUGGGGCCCUGGCCCUGGGCGUGUGUUUCCCGGUGAACCCGACCCAGACAACUUCGCUCCGCCUGGAAAUCCAGCCUUCCGUAUGGGCUUUGGUCCUGGAGCUGCGGGCGGUCGUGGUGGCUUUGGUGGUGGGUUUCCGCCAUUUUCAUAG